AUGCUGCGCGGCCAGGGCAUGCUGAAGAGCCGCUGCUGCGUCCUGCUUGGUGACCUGAGGGUGCUCCUGCUCGCCCCCAUGAGCAGCCAAGCGACGGCAAGCCAUGAGCCAGGCGUCACCGUCCCCGACAACAAUAACACUUUAACACGGAGCCACCAGCAACAGCCGGCGGGGGACCGAGCCGCGCUGGCCACAGCGGGAGCCAGUGGACCAGCGGGCGUAUGGGUGGACGCCGCGGAGCUGUCAGCGGCCCUGCGCGGCCACAGCAGCUCAUCAGAUGACUGCUCGAAGGGCAAACUGGAGGAGAGGUUCUCCCUCACCAGCUACACCGAGAGUGGCUUCAGGACGCCCGUGUGCAGGAUCUGCUUCCAGGGGCCUGAACACGGGGAGCUCCUGAGCCCGUGCCGCUGCAGUGGGUCAGUCCGCUGCACUCAUCAGCCCUGCCUCAUCAAAUGGAUCAGUGAGAGAGGAUCGUGGGCGUGCGAGCUGUGCUACUACAAGUAUCAGGUCAUCGCCAUCAGCACCAAGAACCCACUGCAGUGGCAAGCCAUUUCCCUGACAGUCAUAGAGAAGGUGCAGAUCGCAGCGGCCAUCUUGGGUUCCUUGUUCCUCAUGGCCAGUAUCUCGUGGCUGGUGUGGUCAUCGUUCAGUCCGUCGGCGCGAUGGCAACGGCAAGACCUGCUGUUCCAGAUCUGCUACGGCAUGUACGGCUUCAUGGACGUCGUCUGCAUCGCUCUGAUAGUCCACGAGGGUCCUUCAGUUUUCCGUAUCUUCCACCGGUGGCAGGCUGUGAACCAGCAGUGGAAGGUGCUGAACUAUGACAAGUCUCUAGACAGUGAGGAGCUGAAGGAGGUGACAGUGGACAGGACUCAGCCCAGACAGGCUGGUUUUCAGACUGGGGUGGGCGUGUCCCACUCCACCUCCUCGCUUAUGGUGGUGGCCUCCACAGCUGCUGGUUCCACCUCCACCACAGUGGUCACAGCUGGGACAGGACUGGACCCACACAGUGACACCACCAAUGGCAGUGUGGUCCCAGAGCACUGUCCUUACAGCAUCCUCCAUCUCCUGAGCCAUCUGCGACAGACAGAGCCCCGGAGCAGCCCGCCCAGCCACAACACACGGGAGCUGGUCAUGAGGGUGACCACCGUGUGA
This is a messenger RNA of Boleophthalmus pectinirostris (great blue-spotted mudskipper), 1152 nucleotides long. It is a transcript of the gene marchf4b, whose product is annotated as membrane associated ring-CH-type finger 4b. Bases 1 to 1152 code for a protein of 383 amino acids. NCBI's taxonomy places the organism in Eukaryota, Metazoa, Chordata, Actinopteri, Gobiiformes, Gobiidae. Gene Ontology annotation, biological process: protein ubiquitination. The transcript is spliced from 4 exons. The record is from RefSeq and is a predicted model, not a curated record. Gene Ontology annotation, molecular function: zinc ion binding; ubiquitin-protein transferase activity.